CACCUUCCACCCAGAUCAUUUCUAAAGGGAGUUCUUGGUUUCCUCCGAUUUCUUAUGAACCCAGGAUGGGCAGCAAGGAAGAUGCGGGCAAGGGGUGUCCGGCGGCCGGCGGCGUCUCCAGCUUCACCAUUCAGUCCAUCCUGGGCGGGGGCCCCUCGGAGGCGCCGAGGGAGCCGGCCGCCUGGCCGGCCAGGAAGCGCAGCCUGUCCGUGUCCUCGGAGGAGGAGGAGCCGGACGACGGCUGGAAGGCACCCGCCUGCUUCUGCCCAGACCCGCACGGCCCCAAGGAGCCCGGCUCCAAGCACCACCCCCCCAUCCCCUUUCCUUGCCUGGGUACCCCCAAGGGCAGCGGAGGAGCGGGGCCGGCGAGCUCGGAGCGCAAGCCUUUCCUUUCUUCUUCGCACCCGGACUUUAAGGAAGAGAAAGACAGGCUCUUGCCCGCGGGCUCGCCGUCGCCGGGGCCCGAGCGGCCGCGGGACAGCGGCGGCGCCGAGCGGCAGGCGGGCGCGGCCAAGAAGAAGACGCGCACAGUCUUCUCGCGCAGCCAGGUGUACCAGCUCGAAUCCACCUUCGACAUGAAGCGCUACCUGAGCAGUUCGGAGCGCGCCUGCCUCGCCUCCAGCCUGCAGCUCACCGAGACCCAGGUCAAGACUUGGUUCCAGAACCGCCGCAACAAGUGGAAGCGGCAGCUCUCCGCCGAGCUGGAGGCGGCCAACAUGGCGCACGCGUCGGCGCAGACUCUGGUGGGCAUGCCGCUGGUGUUCCGGGACAGUUCGCUGCUGCGCGUGCCAGUGCCGCGCUCGCUCGCCUUCCCCGCGCCGCUCUACUACCCGGGCAGCAACCUCUCGGCCUUACCUCUCUACAACCUCUACAACAAGCUCGACUACUGAUAGCGGCCCGCCGG
Molecule: messenger RNA, 904 nt
Organism: Bubalus bubalis (water buffalo)
Lineage: Eukaryota; Metazoa; Chordata; Mammalia; Artiodactyla; Bovidae
Gene: HMX2
Product: H6 family homeobox 2
Exons: 2
Coding region: 66-890 (274 amino acids)
Biological process (GO): regulation of transcription by RNA polymerase II
Cellular component (GO): nucleus
Molecular function (GO): RNA polymerase II transcription regulatory region sequence-specific DNA binding; DNA-binding transcription factor activity, RNA polymerase II-specific
Source: RefSeq, a predicted model, not a curated record